AGUUUUCAUGAUUAUUCCUCAGACUUUUCCUUUAUUUGAUCUGAUUAUUAAUUUCUGCUGGUGCAUCGUUGUCAAAGACUUCCAGUCUACUUGCUCCUAAGAAACUUUGGGAUCCAAAUAAAAUCUAUACAUGUCAGGAUAACCUGUUCAAUGGUGCUUUGUUCCAAAAGGCUGCUUCAUUGUUUUCAAACAGAGAAUGUAGGAAGAAGGGACAGAUGAUUCUUCAUCAGAGGAAAAGAGAACAGCUUCAGAAAAUAUGAAAUCCAAGAUUGUUACGGGCUAUGUUAGGUUGGGUUACGUUAAACUGGGUUAGAUUAGUUUAGCUUAGCUCUGUUUAUCUAAGCUUAGCUUAUUUGGAGUUUUUAAAGACAAUUAUAAUUACAGAGUACAUGUUUAUGAAUUAAUACUGAGUAUAGUUUAUGUUAAGUAAAUGGUUUCAGCACUCUUCUAGCACAGCUUACAGUUUUCCAAUGUUUAUAUUUCUCCCUGGAUUUUUGAUUCAAGUAACAUCAAUGAAGAAGGAGGGAACAUGGACGAAAUCUCUGGAUCACCUUCUUUCCUCAUAAACGCAAUUAUCCCUGUUCCCUCAGGAAACAAAACUGAUGCAGAGUUUGAGCUGAUGCAAUGUGAUGACAUUCUAGACAAUGAGGAGCUCACCUGCCUUUGCACCCCUACAAUCAGCCAGGAUGCCCUUUCAAUGUAUCCCUCUUCUUGGUGUUCCUGUUCAGACUCAGAGACCUCAGAGGUGAUCACACCACUUAAUCAAAAGAUUGAUGAGGACAUUAACAUAUGCCAAAGCUACUUGCAUACAGACAACUUGGAGACAAAGCAGAUGAUUUUGGAGAAAAAGAGGAAGUCUGGAUUGCGGAGACAGGAACAACCUCCAGACUUUCCACCAGGUUAGACGAGAGCGCAAGACCUGCCUCCAGGGCAUCUUCUUCUGCUUCUUCCACCACGGUAGCAAAAAUGUUCGUCUCCCGGGUGAUUGAUUUGUCUGUCAAGACACUGCAGUCCACUGUGGCUGUCAGUGGCCAUACAAGCCUCUCUGGAUGGAGGAUCCUACAGUGUCACUGCUGCUACCAAAAGACAGGGAAGCCAAGAAGACUUUGGCCAAUAAAAUCCUUCCUCACAGAACAACACACUGCAAUAAAGAGGGGGAUUCAGACUGAAAAAGGUCUAAAUGACAGUAAAAAGAUGAGACACCAGUGGGAGGAUGUAAAGAAAGGAGCAAGAAUCGUUGAAGAAGUGUUUCAGUGGAUGGCAAGGAAAAAGAUUCAUCUAGCUCCACUCACAGAUUUGGAUGAGGCCGUCAGGUCAGGUAGCAUUGACUUGACAUUGAGCACUGGAGAGAGCAAACCAGGCUCUUCUUGUUCUCAAGAGACGUCCUCCACCGCCUCCUCUACUGCCGCUGUAGGAGCAGACCUGAGGUCCACUCGGCUAGAGUUGGCGAACUGCACUGAGAAAGAGGACAAGACACCAGAAGACAUCAAAAUUGAUGUUCCAUCUCUGUCUUCCACCAGCUCGUUUCCAGAAGAUGAUCAGGUCACUUGGUUCAUAUGCAUCAUCUGAGUGACCUGAUGAAGCUCAGGUGUCCCUGGACCGAUCAGAGGAGGAAGUUAUUGCCUGUCAGUCUAGUGACAGCCUGAAGACAACACAGCGGCCAGCAGCAUAAGGAAAGUCUAGGUAUCCACAAGAGGAUGCGUCAAAAUAAACACUGUGACCGCAGUGCUCCAUUACUAGCUGACACAUAAGUAUACAAGAAACCCUUUGAAAAAGAAACCGUUUG
This is a messenger RNA of Dicentrarchus labrax (European seabass), 1786 nucleotides long. RefSeq lists its product as uncharacterized. The transcript is spliced from 2 exons. The record is from RefSeq and is a predicted model, not a curated record. NCBI's taxonomy places the organism in Eukaryota, Metazoa, Chordata, Actinopteri, Moronidae. Bases 790 to 1569 code for a protein of 259 amino acids.